AUGGUUUCCGUCCCUCUGGCGACCGCGCUUCCAGAGUUGGACGCGGAGGCAGAAGUUAUGGAUUUAGUCCUUAUGGAGGGAAGCGAGAUCAACGACGACAAUAUGGGCGACACGAUAAAGAGAUAUUCCACUGCUGUAAUAAGCAGCGUUGUGGAAGAGACUGAAAAUGCAAUCCAAACCGUGCAGGAUAUCAAUAACAGCGCUUCAGACUUAGUACGAAGACCAGGCUUUGGCACUCGAGGUGCUCGGGUUGCUUUGUAUGCGAAUUACUUUGAAUUGUCAACACCAGCUGGCUGUGAGGUCUUCCGGUACAAUGUCGAGAUCACCCAGCCCGGAGUUCCCAAGCAGAAGCAACGGCAGAUAUUCAAUUUACUACUGGACCAGCAUCUCUCUGACAAGCGAUACUGCAUUGCCACAGACUUCAGGUCGACCAUUAUCAGCUCGGCCGAUCUUCUUGAUGCGAACCCCGAGCCGGAGGUGCUGUAUGAUGUUCGCUACAAGGGAGAAGCCCAGACUGAAUACCCAGAGGACGCGCCUAUAUUUCAAGUCAAGAUCAUUUUCGCCAGUAAAGUCAGCGUCUCUUCGCUAGUCGACUACCUCUCAUCGACAAAGAUAUGCGCAAUGUUCCGCGAGAAGUCCGAGGUUUUACAGGCUCUCGAUUUGAUUGUUGGACACGAAGCACAAGCUAGUCCGCGACUCGCUUCUACACCAGGGAAUAUACACUUUCCCAUCUGUGACAAGUCGGCAGAGCGGUUCAACCUCGGCGCUGGCCUUGAUGCUCUAAGGGGGUUUGCAAUCGGUGUCCGCGCUGCCACAGCUCGACUACUGGUCAACUGCCAAGUGGAUUAUACAGUAUUCUUCCAGAAGGCCGAACUCACAAGGGUUAUUACAGCAUAUCGGCAAGAUGGUUCGCCAAGUGUAUUCAGGCUUGAAUCAUUUCUGAGGAGGUUACAGGUCCAAGUCACGCAUAUAAACCAGCAAGCUCGGUUUAAAAUCAUCGUCGGCCUGGCAUCACCGUUGGAUGGACAGGAUCUGCCUCACCCGCCCAUUGUUGCUUGUCAUGGUGCAGGGCCUAGGGAUGUACAGUUCUGGCGUUGUGAUCCUAAUCCAGAAGCAGGCCAGAUAGAUGAAUCAGAAAGCAUGGACAUCGACAGCCCCCCUGAAGAGAAAGGGAAAUACAUCACAGUGGCAGAAUUCUUCUUUCAAAAAUAUGGUAUACGCCUUGAUCCCCAUAUGCCGGUGGUCAAGAUCCUUUCGCGCAACAAGCAACCUGCGUACCUCCCUGCAGAUGUUUGUAUUGUUCGAGAUUGCCAGCCGGCGCGGUCUCGCAUUACAGAAGCUCAGAAGAUGAAGAUGAACGCUUUUGCAAUCCGUAAGCCCGCGGCGAAUGCACGCUCUAUUACUUCCAAAGGCGCUGAGCUGCUGGGAAUCAGCUCUGGGAUGAAUACAAACACUACAUUGCGCAACUUUGGAUUCAACAUCAGCCCGGACCUGAUCACUGUACCCGGUCGGGUUUUACCGUCUCCCUCCGUCGUCUACGCAAACAAAAGCAAGCCGGAUAUCCUGUCCGGAGGGUGGAAGCAGAGAAGCGCCAAAUUCUGCAAGCCUUGCCGGCUAUCCUCCUGGGACUUUCUCUACCUUUCCAGCGCCAAAGAUAGAGACUAUUUCCCUUCGCCGGCUGAUCUGAGGCCCUGCAUUGCUGGACUGCGCUCCAAGUUGAGUGACUACGGCGUCACCACGCAGCCCAUGACCAACGGACAUCGUGUUGAUAUAACACCAGCUCUCUCCUCGAAUGGGAAGUACAACGUGGGGAUACUCGACCAGACCAUACACACUGCUUUGAAACACCUAACAAGGGCACGCAAACCAGAACUAGUCCUUGUGGUUCUCCCCUCCACAAACGGCGACGUCUACAACUCCGUAAAGCGCAUUUGCGACGUGCACAUGGGCAUCAUGAAUAUCUGUACGCUGGCACCAAAGCUCUCCAAGAAGGACGAGGCAUACCUAUCCAACCUGUGCCUGAAACUCAAUUUGAAAAUGGGAGGCGUAAACCACGUACUCGCCACUGACAAAUCGGGGGUUAUGUCUGAUGGGAAGACAAUGGUCGUCGGUAUUGACACGACACAUCCACUCACACGCGCCACAGCAGGAGCAGGACCAGACAUGCAGCCUGUCGUUGUAGGCAUGGUUGGUUCUAUCGACAAACACCUGGCUCAGUGGCCCGGUGAAGUACGCAUUGAAAAGUCCCAGCCCCGGCGAACAACAGCUGCUGCUCUCGGCGCCAUGCUGGAAUCCCGUCUGCAGCUAUGGGCGUCCGUGAAUAGGAACCAGCUCCCCGAGAAUAUAGUCGUCUACCGUGGUGGGAUCUCAGACGGUGAAUACACACGCGUACUAGAAGACGAGAUUCCACUCCUCAAGUCCGCCUGCGCAAAAGUCUAUCCCGAAAGCGAGAAGAGGAAAGACCUCCCUAAGUUGUCCGUGAUCAUCGUCAGCAAGCGACACCGUACGCGCUUCUAUCCGAGUCAGGAAGCCGACGCCGACAGAUUAUCAAAUCCACGAAACGGUACCGUCGUCGACCGCGGCGUCACCGAGGCCAGAGAGUGGGAGUUUUACCUGCAAGCUCAUACACCCUUACAUGGUACCGCACGUCCAGCACAUUACUAUGUUAUCUGGGACGAGGUCUUUCGGUUUCGCAAGUCACAGCCGCCAUUCGCCAAUGCGGCUGAUAUCUUGGAGGGAUUUACGCAUGAUUUGUGCUAUCUCUUUGGCCGGACUAAUAAGGCAGUCAGCCUCUGUGCUCCUGCGUACUACGCGGAUUUGCUUUGUGCGCGUGCACGCUGCUAUCUGACGGAGACCUUGAAUGAUAACAACGGAUGUGGCGGUAGGCCGUCUGAAUACAUUGUCCAGAAGAAAAAGAUCGACAGUAAGGAGAUGGGCCGCGCAGUGGAUUUUACAACCAUCCGGGUUCAUGCUGAUCUGCGCAAAACCAUGUUUUAUAUUUGA
Messenger RNA from Aspergillus versicolor CBS 583.65, 3003 nucleotides. Its product is annotated as argonaute/piwi family protein. The transcript has 4 exons. NCBI's taxonomy places the organism in Eukaryota, Fungi, Ascomycota, Eurotiomycetes, Eurotiales, Aspergillaceae. Bases 1 to 3003 code for a protein of 1000 amino acids. The record is from RefSeq and is a predicted model, not a curated record. Gene Ontology annotation, molecular function: RNA binding; protein binding.